Molecule: messenger RNA, 5206 nt
Organism: Apis cerana (Asiatic honeybee)
Lineage: Eukaryota; Metazoa; Arthropoda; Insecta; Hymenoptera; Apidae
Gene: Fic
Product: FIC domain protein adenylyltransferase
Molecular function (GO): protein binding
Source: RefSeq, a predicted model, not a curated record
CUAUCGGUGAUUCUGGUUGCCGCGUGGCCGCAUCGGUCGAUGAACGAGCACGCAUCGCGGUGUGCAAAGUUACGGCGCAAUUGGUUGGAUUCGAUCGGUCCGCCGCAGCGUCGAGCAGCGCAGCGGCGGACCACCUAACUAAAUUUUAAACGCGAAACAGUUGGAUCGAGCUCGACCGCUAACUCGGUCGGACUUUCACCGUUCCGUUUCGUCGUUUGUCUACUCAUCGUCCUCGUGAUCGACCGAUAAUUAUAAUUUUAUAUAUACGUAUAUACAUGUAUAUAUAUAUAUAUAUAAAUAUAUAUAUGUGUAUCGGGGAUACGCGAUACGUUGAGAGAUGAUUAUCGUGGAGGAGAAACACGUGCACGUCGGACGACGGUCCGCGGAACGACGACGCGACGCGACGAGUCACGACGAAAGCAAACUCCGAUCUUCCGCUUACGGGGCAAUCAAGGCCGUACUACUGACUCAGCUCGACCAGCUGUUCGUUACAAAGAAAGAGCACACCAACGAUAUCGGACUCUCGCAACCGCGUGUGCCUUAGAUAGCGGCUUCCUGGUGACCUCGGUGCAUUAGCACUCGACAGCAAUGACACGUGUGACUGGCGUUGCCAGCUGCGUUUGCUUCGUUUGUUUGCGGCCACGAUCCACGAUCUGCGUAUCAAUCGCGCGUUCACCUCCUUCCUCCAAUUUAUCCUUAUUUCCACUUUCCAUCCAUCUCCAAUCAUCUUUCUUCCGGUGUAGAUAGUUCAUCCAGAUAAACUCUUGUCAUUAUUUACGCAUGUAAAUUCGACAAAUUUUAACGAGAAAUGAAAAAUUUUUAUCGCGUAGAAAAAAAAUUCCUUCGAUUUUGUUAUACUUCUAUGGUGUAAAAAUUAACUUACGAACGAUAAGGAAGAGGAAAGAGGGGAAGAAGGAAAAAGAAGAUUCUGAUAGGAAGAUGGUUUCGAAAAUUACUCGAAGGCGAUUACUUGGAACGAGAUCGAUUCGAUAUCGAAAUUUUCGGAAUAAUCGGUUCCUAAUUUAUCCUUAAUUUAUUAUCCGAUGAAUAAACGAACGAUCGCAUUUUCAUUUUCGAUGCAACUGUUUCCUGCCACUUUUUCGUAACGAUUGCAACGAAAAGUCGUAUCGAUCGAUAUCGAUCCAUUCAUAUAUAUAUAUAUAUCGUCUGGAUAUCGCAUCAAGAACAACCCGAUAUUACGCAGUUUGCGAGCAAAAAUCGAUGAUGAAUCAACGACGAGCCUUCGUGACUUUUGUUCUUAUCUUAUCGAACAUUAAGCGCCGAGAGUAGACGCGUUGUCUGCGUAUCCGUCAAGGUAUUAUUCUUGACAUGUAUCGGAUUUCGAUCGCGUUGAUAAUUGCCGAUAUAUUCGUUAAAAACGAUGUAAAUAAAUUUUUCCAACGAACGAGAUAUAUAUGUGUGUAUAUAAUAAUACGUAUAUAAUAUAUACACAUAAUAUAUAAAGACAUUAAUUGUUGAGGAGAGAAGAAAGAAGCAGGAUCUAGAUCUCUGAUUAUUUUCUCUCGUCUAUUCUGUCGCUCGUUCGAUCGUCGACGAGUAAUUGGUAGCACAGAUGUGGUAGCAGCAAGAUGCAAAAAGGAAAAAACAUGGCGGCCGGGGGAGCGGAGAAGAGGGUAAGAAGGGAAAGAUGGUGAAAAGGCCAGAGGCAAGGCUCUCGAUAUACUCGUGCAUACGUAGAUGCGCAUAAAUUACGAUGUAAUUACAAGCCUGGCGAUUACGAUCGGAUCUCGGGGAAGAGGAGAAGAUCGUAUGGCAGGACGGGUGUUGGAUCGCAGCGGGUAAGAAAGAGUCCCGUUCCCGGGCCAAGUGUAGACGAAAAAGAAAGAAAAAAAAGAAGAAAAAAGAACGAUACGAGGUAACGACGCGAGAGGAUGCAGUUGGAAACGUGAUCGAUCCAAGCUAGUGGAACAUCCGUCUUUGUUCUCGUUUAUCGGACAAUUGUUGGUGGCUAGAGAGAAGAAAAUGGGAGGGAAAACAAGGAGCGUAGAAAGGAAGUGUGAGAUGCGAGGUAACGGAUGACGAACGUACGAGUCAUGAUGGAUGCAGAGCGGAACAUUUGCGUAUAGGGACACGGUUCGCGUCCGAGGCUAAAGCGUGCGCGUAUAUUGGGCAGAACUCGGUGGAUGCGUCGAAUCGAGCCAAGAUUCGAUGAAAAUUCGUCGUUCGAUUUGUCUAUCCGAGAACGUGCUGUACAUUACUGUUUAUCGCUAUCCUCUUUUUCCUUUGAUUGGGACAAUUUCCGGUAUUUUUGAUAUUUUCGACGAAGAGAUCGAAUAUCCAUCGUACAUAGUGGAAGCGCGCGCGUGUAUAAAAGUAUAGCAGUGCGGAAAAUACUGCACGCUCCAUUGGACCAGACCAGACGCGCGACUGAGAGGGGAAGGGGUCACCGGAAAAACUCACGGCGCGUAAAAUCCGUUCGUAAAAGCAGCGGCAAAAAGAUCGAGCCGAGAGACGACGACCGAGAUCGAGAUCACGAAUCGAAAAACGACGAUCGUUCCGAGAAAAUCGCUUCGACGAGGAGGACGAACGUGUUUGGAGAAGAAUCGUAGAUAAACCGUGAAAAUAGAAAGAAAAGUAAAACCUUGGAAAGGAAAAACGUGGCAUCCAACUACGCUCGAAUCUCCAACGCAUGGGUAUUUCCGUUUCCCGUCGAACCUCGCCUCGACGCAACGCAUCGUCUAUAAGAGGGCGCUAUCUUCCAAUCCGCACUGCAUUGCGACGAACGAUGCUAGUGACAUUUGUAAAUAGGAGAAAAAGAUAGAGAGAGAAAGAGAGAAUCGAUUGCUUACGUGACUGCAAUGAAAACUAGACCAAUUGAAAAGAACCACAUGAUCGAAAUGUCGAACGAAGCAGAACACCGUUUUGUCACUGGUAUAAAACAAGGAGUAAAACGUGUUGAAAACAAGUUGAGAGUAUGUUGCGAUUCGUUGACGAUCAAAAGGAAUAUUUAGUCAAAUUUUUCAUAAAUACAAGAUGUUCUUAUCACGUGAAAAGUUCUGUUAUGUGUUUUAUGAUGAAAAGCUUGGAUACGUAAAAGAAAGAACUAAGAAUGUGAAUGCCGCUAUGACGGCGAAUCGCAUAGUUGUACUUCUCGUAUUCAUAUCUGGUAUCGCAGUUGCCGUUAUCGGCACGUUAUUGUCUCAAUAUAUUCGCGGUUUAUCAGAUAAUAAUUAUCAUCAUGUAUUUAUUCCGCUUCCGUCGGAAAGUGUAUUAAAUAUCUACGAUGAAGUACAUUUAGAUGUGGCGUUACCAAGAUCUCAGUUGGAAAUCGAAAAUAGCGCAACAUCAACCGCUGAAGCUUUAACCUCGUUACAUUUAGCAUUAGAAAUGAAAUUAUUAGGCAAGCAAAAGAAAGCGAUUAAAUUAUUUCAGCAUGCUGUAGCUUUGGCACCCUGUCAUCCGGAUAUCUUAAAUCAUUACGGCGAAUUCUUGGAAUACACGCAAAACGAUGUGAUCAAAGCGAACGAAUAUUACGUACGUGCAUUAAGCUAUCAACCGAAUCACGAAGGAGCAUUGAUAAACAGUCAGAGAACGGCUAGGGUAGUUGAAGAAUUGGAUCGAAGGAUGCUUCGACGCAUAGACGAGAAGAGAAACGCAUUAUCCGCGAUACCUGAUAACAAUGCGGCAUUGAUACGCGCGAAGAAAGAGGCUUACUUCCAACAUAUUUAUCAUACGGUUGGCAUUGAGGGAAACACGAUGAAUUUGGCUCAGACCAGAGCAAUUGUUGAAACUCGUACAGCGGUUGUUGGUAAAAGCAUCGACGAGCACAAUGAAAUUCUUGGCUUGGAUGCUGCAAUGAAAUAUAUCAAUGCGACUCUGGUCAACAGGGUAGGAUCAAUUUCUAUUAAGGAUAUAUUGGAGAUUCAUACGCGCGUUUUGGGACACGUGGAUCCCGUACAAGGUGGUCAAUUUCGACGUACUCAAGUUUAUGUGGGUGGUCACAUACCUCCCGGUCCCGGAGAUAUUCAUUAUCUUAUGGAGGAAUUCGCAUCAUGGUUGAAUAGCGAGAGAGCUAUUCGAAUGCAUCCGGUCAGAUACGCAGCUCUGGCGCAUUACAAGUUGGUACAUAUACAUCCAUUCUCCGAUGGAAACGGUAGAACUUCGCGUUUGCUUAUGAACAUGAUUCUCAUGCAAGCUGGUUAUCCACCGGUUAUUAUCCAUAAGCAACAUCGACAUACAUAUUAUGAAAAUCUUCAAAUAGCGAAUACCGGAGAUGUUCGACCGUUUGUUCGAUUUAUAGCCGAGUGUACGGAACAAACGUUGGAUUUGUUCUUAUGGGCAACCAACGAGUUCUCUAGACAAGUUCCAGCACUUAGUCAAGAUACCUUAUUCACCGAAAAGCGUAAUACGGUUAUUUUAGAAGAUGAUUUCAGAAAUGGUGCUACCAAUACCUUUGAUACCGAUUAAUCCUCGAAUCGUCGACACGAUUUCAAACGAACACGUAUACUAUAUAUAUAAUAUGUAACCGUCUCAAUAUUGUGUAUGCUUUUGACGAUUUCUCGACGAUUCAAGAAUUAAUAAUUUCGGUAAUUUUUUAUGCUACGUUUCCGAGUACUACUGUUUCGCUAAACCAAAGAUUAUGAUUUCCUAAAUCGUUUUCCUUCGUUUCGUUUAACGUAUCUCUUAUGUUUGAAUCAAAACUUCCGAUUCGCGAGCCUCCAACUCUGCUUCGAAUUAUCAAUGAUGCACCUUUUUCUUUUUUUUUUUUUUUUUCUUGAAUAUACGAUCCGUUUUAGAAGAUCAAAAUAUGUUUCCACUUCCGUACGAUUGCAUACGUUUUAUUCUCAUAUUUAAGAUAGAUUAUGUAUCUUUCCCUUUUUUUUACAAUUCAUAAAAUGCAUGAAUCCAUUUUAAAGAAUUAAUCAUGUCCCAAUGUUGGCAAUGCGAUUCGAAAAUAUGCUUCCAUUUGUAAUUUCUGUUACUUUUUAUCGUAUAAAACAGUCAGCAAAGAAAAACGGCGAACAGUGUGAAACUCAAUCGAAGACUGUGAUCUAAUGUAAGAAUACAACGUUAAGCUAACAUAUAUUUAUUAUAAUUAGACGACUUUUAAAUAUGUCGAUAUUGAAUGUAUCUUGAAAAUGUAUAAAUUUAUGGAUAGUCGUGUAAUUGAUUGCUACUUGCUGGACAAGUUACUUUACGAUACGAUGUAGAUACAUCGAUUUUUAAUAAAUCCUUAUUUUAUAAA